This is a messenger RNA of Penicillium paradoxum, 312 nucleotides long. RefSeq names its product histone H4. Bases 1 to 312 code for a protein of 103 amino acids. Gene Ontology annotation, molecular function: DNA binding; structural constituent of chromatin; protein heterodimerization activity. Gene Ontology annotation, cellular component: nucleosome. The transcript has 2 exons. The record is from RefSeq and is a predicted model, not a curated record. Lineage: Eukaryota; Fungi; Ascomycota; Eurotiomycetes; Eurotiales; Aspergillaceae. Gene Ontology annotation, biological process: nucleosome assembly.
AUGUCUGGACGCGGCAAGGGUGGAAAAGGCCUCGGCAAAGGCGGCGCCAAGCGCCACCGCAAGAUCUUGCGCGACAACAUCCAGGGUAUCACCAAGCCCGCCAUCCGCCGUCUCGCACGCCGUGGCGGUGUCAAGCGUAUCUCCGCCAUGAUCUACGAGGAGACCCGUGGUGUCCUCAAGUCCUUCCUGGAGUCUGUCAUCCGUGACGCUGUCACCUACACCGAGCACGCCAAGCGUAAGACCGUCACUUCCCUUGACGUUGUCUACGCUCUGAAGCGCCAGGGCCGUACUCUCUACGGUUUCGGUGGAUAG